AUGGCACUCCAAACACUAUCGCAUGAUGAUUAUACCGUGGCGUGGAUCUGCGCAUUACCGUUGGAAAUGGCCGCAGCAAAAGUAAUGCUGGAGGAAAUUCACGGCCGUCUCCCACAGCCGCGAACUGAUCACAAUGCGUACACGCUGGGAAAGAUUCAUGGCCACAAUGUGGUAAUUGCCUGCUUGCCGUCAGGCAUCUAUGGGACCACAUCGGCAACUAUAGUGUUAACACAGAUGUUGCCAACGUUCCCGUCGCUUCGAUUUGGCCUCCUGGUUGGUAUUGGAGGCGGGGUACCUGGAAAAGCCGACGUUCGACUUGGAGAUGUGGUGAUCAGCAAGCCGACUGCGAGUGGAAGUGGUGUGGUACAGUAUGAUUACGGGAAAACCGUGCAGGAUAGGUGCUUUCAGCGCACUGGAUUUCUCAAUAAGCCGCCCCAGAUCCUGUUGACGGCAAUAAGUCAGAUGGAAAGCGAUCGUAUAAUGGGAGCACGACAGAUCAAGCAAAGCAUUGUCGGCGUUCUUGAAGGAAACAGGGAUAUGGCGCACAAGUUCUCUGAACCUGAUAAUGACUGGCUUUUCCCCGCAACAUAUCUGCAUCAGGGAAAUCCACAGGAUUGCUCGGCCUGUGACUUGAACCAAUUGAGCCAUCGUCAACCGCGAACCAUGAGUGGGCCAUAUCUCCAUCUUGGAUUGAUUGCCUCGGGGAAUCAACUCUUGAAAGAUGCGCAGACGCGAGACCAGAUUGCCAAAGAGCUAGAUGUGCUUUGUUUUGAGAUGGAGGCGGCUGGACUUAUGGACCUGCUUCCGUGUCUGGUAAUCCGCGGCAUUUGUGAUUAUUGUGACUCUCAUAAAUGUAAUGAAUGGCAGGGAUAUGCAGCUCUUACCGCUGCAGUGUAUACAAAGUCACUAUUAUCGGUGGUUCCUGCCGUGGUUCCAAAAGGAGAACUGGAGAAAAGUGUGGGAUUUACACCGGAUGAGCACGAAUGUCUGCGCAGUUUAUUCGUGACCAAUCCUGCUGAUGAUAAAAACGCACUGAAGCGAAAAAAGGGACAUCGUGCGGAUGGGACGUGUGAAUGGAUCCUGGAAACAGAAGAGCUCACGGAUUGGCUUGAGGGUUCGAAAAAUGAUGACCGAAAUGGGUCCAAUAUUCUUUGGUUGCAUGGCACUCCUGGCUCAGGUAAAUCAACAAUGGUUAUCACCAUGACGGAUGAGCUUCCAAAACAACCUGCUUUCAACAGCGGGAACAAGGUCCUUGCGUACUUCUUUUGCGACUCUAGCGAGGAGAACCAAAGAACGGCUAUUUCGAUAUUACGUGGUUUACUCUAUCAACUAAUUCACCAACGUCCAAGGCUUAUUAAAUAUCUCCUUGCAAAAUAUCUUGACCGCAAAGACACACUCUUCACAUCAUUCGAUGCGCUGUGGACAGUCUUAUUGGAGAUGGGCGCAGAAUCCUCUUGUGAAAUAUACUGCAUGAUUGAUGCGCUUGACGAGUGCGAGCCUGACUCACAACAGACCCUCUUGCGUCAGAUAAACCAGUCAUUCGCAAGGCGAGGAGCCGGGUGUUCAUUUUCUGACGGUCCCUAUAUUCUGAUCACCAGUCGACCAUAUCCUGAAAUUAGUGAGAAUUUGUCUCACUUCAGAUGCAAGGACCUACGAUCAUACAGUGCAGUCAAGGGGGAUAUCAAAACUAUGAUAGACGAAAAGGUUCAUGACUUGUCUAAGAGGAAAAACUAUCCCAAGAGAGUAAGUGAGGAAGUGUCACGAAUUUUGGAGGAGAGGGCGGAAGGAACCUUUCUAUGGGUAGGGAUUGCCUGUGGUGAAUUGGAUCGACCGCAAGUACAAGCACGAAAUGCCGUUCAAACGCUUCAGAAAAUGCCACGCGGCUUGUAUGCGCUGUAUGAUCAGCUGCUCAAGACUGCUCUUGCUGAUGGAGAUGAUGACGACAAUAAAGCCACUAUGCAAAUGCUGAAAUAUAUUGUGUGCGUACGACGACCGUUAACUGUACCAGAACUGGCAUCACUCUGUCAAUUAUACCCCGAGGAAGAUGAGAUCAGUCGCCAUCAGUUUACUAGAGAUAUGAUUGGUUCGUGCCAGUUGAUGAUUCUUAUCCAAAACGGGAGGGUGCAGCUCCUACACAAGUCCGUAAAGGAUUUUCUAGUCAAGGAGCAGGAAAAAGUCGAUGAUAUAAAGUCACAUAUGGAGUUGGCGGAUCAAUGUAUCAGCCACAUACUGCAUUGUCUGGAGCCUUCAAGUGCAGAAAAUGAGAACGAUGCGUUUUACAAAUACGCAGUGGAGUAUUGGCUUCAGCAUGCAGAACUUGCCGGAAACACCUUUACGGUAUCAAAACAUCAUGAGCCAUUCUUUAAAUUGGGAUCUAGGAUAUGGAAACUGUGGUUGCAGGAUUACAACGCUACCGUAGGAACCAUUGUGGGAAAUAUUGAUGGAUUUUCUGUCUUCCAUGCGGCGGCAAGGUGGCGAAUCAUUCCGUUGGUAUCAUGGGCAUUGUCAGCAAAUAGAAUGGACUCAGAUUUAGCGGAUCAUGUUGAGAGAAAGUACGAUGACAAAAGUUUCAAAGCAAUGACGGGAACAACGCCAUUGGAGGAAGCUGCGGGACAAGGAAAUCCAGCAAUCCUAAAUGCUUUAUUAAACGGUCUUGAAGCAGGGGCAGAAAUAGUAGUAGGAGUGAGCAUAGGAGCAGCACAGAAUGGAGAUUUUGGAAAAGAAAUCAUGGCAGUGCUGCUUGACCGACUAGGAGACCAGAUCCAGAUCACAGAGGAUGUGGUCAGGGCUGCUGCAGGAAAUGAGCAGAGUGGGAAAGACAUCAUGACACAGCUGCUUGGACGACGACGAGACCAGAUCUAUAUUACAGAGGAUAUAGUUAAGGUUGCGGCAAGAAAUGGGCAGAGUGGGAAAGACAUUAUAACCCUGCUACUUGACCAACGAGGGGACCAGAUCCAGAUCACAGAAGAUGUGGUCAAGGCUGCAGCACAAUCUAGUAGUAAUGAUGUUAUGAUGCUUCUCCUUGACCAACACAGAGACCAGUUCCAGAUCACAGAGGAUGUGGUCAAGACCGCAGCGAGGAAUGGUUGGAAUGGAAAGGACAUUAUGACACUGCUGCUAGACCGAGAAGACCAGAUCCAGAUCACAGAGGAUGUGAUCAAGGCUUCAGUUACAAAUUAUUGGAAUGGAAAGGACAUCAUGACACUGCUGCUAGACCGACGAGGAGAUGAGAUCCAAAUCACACAAGACCUUAUUAUGACUGCAGUAGAGUAUGGCAGUAACGAUGUUAUAACACUUCUGCUUGACCGACGACGAGACCAGAUCCAGAUCACAGAGGAUCUGGUCAAAGCUAUAGUAGGAAAUGAUAGGAAUAAAAAAGGCAUUAUAACAUUACUGCUUGACCAACAAGGAGACCAGGUCCAGAUCACACAAGAUGUGGUUGAGGCUGCGGCAGCUUCUGGCAGUAAUGAUGUUAUGAUGCUUCUACUUGAUCAACGAGGAGAUCAGUUCCAAAUUACAGAGGAUGUGGUCAAGGCAACGGCAGAAAAUGCGUACAGUGGGGAAGAUAUCAUGACACUGCUACUAGACCAACGAGGAGACCAGUUCCAGAUCACAGAGGAUGUGGUUAAGGCUGCAGCACGGAAUAGACAUUAUGGAAAAGAAAUUAUGACACUGCUACUUGAUCGACGAGGAUACCAGUUCCAGGUUACAGAGGAUGUGGUCAAGGCUGCAGUAAAAAAUCGGUAUAGUGGGGAAAGCAUCAUGACAGUGCUACUAGACCGACGAGGAGACCAGAUCCAGAUCACAGAGGAUGUGGUCAAGGCUGCAGUAAAAAAUGAGUAUAGUGGGAAAAAGAUUAUGACAGUGCUCUUCGACCGACGAGGAGACCAGAUCCGGAUCACAGAGGAUGUAACUAAGGCUGCAGCAGAAAAUAUGCUGAGUGGGAAAGAGAUCAUGACAGUGCUGCUAGACCGACGAGGGGACCAGAUCCAGAUCACAGAGGAUGUGGUCAAGGCUGCAGUAAAAAAUGAGUAUAGUGGGAAAGAGAUUAUGACAGUGCUCUUCGACCGACGAGGAGACCAGAUCCGGAUCACAGAGGAUAUCCAGAUCACAGAGGAUGUAGUUAAGGCUGCAGCAGGAAAUGAGGAGAGCGGGAAAGAUAUUAUGAUACUUCUGCUUGGACGACGAGGAGACCAGAUACAGAUCACAACAGAUGUUUUAUCAUCUGCUGCCUCUUGUGGGAAUGAGACAAUACUUCAUCUCUUAGCGCAAAAUGGUAAACAAAUUCCCAUUCACUUGCUCCAACUCGCCCGACUUUACAACGCAGCCAAGUCCGGCAAUUUCGCAAAGCUGAAACAACUUCUAUCAGAUGGAACCCCAGCUGACACCCAAAAUAUUCGAGGAGUUACCCCCCUCGGGAUUGCUUCUCACCGUGGUCACUACCGAACUGUAGAAGCUCUUCUCCAAACAAAUCAAGUUGACGUCGAUGCCAAAUCGACAACAGGAGAAUCUCCCAUAUUUUUGGCUGCUGCUUGUGGCUAUGCCUCUAUUGUGUGGCUGCUUUUAGAAGCACAUGCCAACCCCAACGCUGCUGACAUUAAUGGUGAUACUCCGUAUGAUAUGGCUUGGCGAUAUCGUCACUUCGAUAUCGCAAAGAUUUUAGGUCGUUUGACCCCCAUUUCCAUUCAAUCUUCCCUGGCGGACAUCAAGCUGCAUCACGAAGCCCCACCCGACAUACCACUGAUGCCUCCUCCAGUGGAACCAUUAUCAGCAGGAUGGGAUCUAGUUUGCUAA
Molecule: messenger RNA, 4794 nt
Organism: Talaromyces marneffei
Lineage: Eukaryota; Fungi; Ascomycota; Eurotiomycetes; Eurotiales; Trichocomaceae
Exons: 3
Coding region: 1-4794 (1597 amino acids)
Biological process (GO): nucleoside metabolic process
Molecular function (GO): catalytic activity; protein binding
Source: RefSeq, a predicted model, not a curated record